UUCACUGGGAACAAAAUUAACUGCUGCACUGACAUUUAGCAUGGCAACCGCCGUUAAACGUUAUCGAAGAAGAACAUUUAGUAUGAAUGGAAACUGGAUGCGAAUGAGCUUGCUAUCAUUUUGAGUGGACCGGUGAAUGCUAGUCAAUUUAAUCUGGGGAUAUAAACCAUACUAAGUUAUUUAAAUAUAAACAGUUGUAUCUUCUGAAUAAAGACUGUAAGGCGUGUAAACGGGCGGCUGUUCAACCAGUGAGUCCAACUAGCAACACAUGCUAGCUUGCUAACUUUAAGUAGAGACCAAGGCCAGAAUAAAGAUGGAAACAAUACUUAACCUACCAAUCGAAAAUAAGAUAUUUUAUGCUGUUCUGGUGUUCUCAUGGACGGUGUAUCUAUGGGAGGCCUACCUUGCCUACAGACAGCGGAGAAUAUACAGGUUGACCAUGCACGUACCACAAGAGUUGGGAAAGAUCAUGGACACAGACACCUUUGAGAAGUCACGCCUUUAUCAACUGGACAAGAGCAACUUCAGUUUCUGGUCUGGACUGUAUUCAGAAACUGAGGGGACGCUGAUCCUGCUGUUUGGCGGAAUCCCUUUCGUUUGGAAAGUUGCUGGGACAGUGACUGCUCGUUUUGGAUUGGGUCCAGAGUAUGAGAUCUUCCAGUCUCUUUCAUUUCUGAUACUAGCAACCCUGUUCAGUGCAUUCACUGGUCUUCCCUGGAGUAUCUACAACACCUUUGUUAUUGAGGAGAAGCAUGGAUUCAACCAGCAGACACUGGGGUUCUUCCUAAAGGAUGCUGUGAAGAAGUUUAUUGUGACCCAGUGUAUCUUGUUGCCUGUGACCUCACUGCUCCUCUACAUCAUAAAGAUUGGUGGAGACUUCUUCUUCAUCUACGCCUGGCUCUUCACACUGGGUGUCUCGCUUGUUCUGGUGACCAUCUAUGCGGACUACAUUGCGCCCCUAUUUGACAAGUUCACCCCUUUGCCAGAGGGUGAGCUGAAGGAAGAGAUUGAAAGCAUGUCGAAGUCUAUCAGUUUCCCUCUCACUAAGGUCUAUGUUGUAGAAGGUUCCAAGCGUUCCUCUCACAGUAACGCUUACUUCUAUGGGUUCUUCAAGAACAAGCGCAUAGUGUUGUUCGACACCCUGCUGGAGGACUACUCUCCCCUCAACAAGGAUGGCGAGCCAGAGACUGACACACUAACCGAGGACAAAUCCAAGCUCAAGAACAAGAAGCAAGGCUGCAACAAUCCAGAGGUCUUGGCGGUGUUGGGCCACGAGCUGGGCCAUUGGAAGUUGGGCCACACUGUGAAAAACAUAGUAAUCAGUCAGAUGAACUCCUUCCUGUGCUUCUUCCUCUUUGCUGUGCUAAUUGGACAGAAGGAGCUGUUCAUGGCCUUUGGUUUCUAUAACAGCCAGCCCACUUUGAUUGGGUUGAUGAUCAUAUUCCAGUUCAUCUUCUCCCCAUACAAUGAGGUCCUGUCCUUCUGUCUGACUGUCCUGAGCCGCAGGUUUGAGUUCCAGGCGGACUCCUUUGCGCGGGGCAUGGGUCGAGCCUCGGAGCUCUGCUCUGCACUCAUCAAGCUCAACAAAGACAACCUGGGCUUCCCUGUGGCUGACUGGCUCUUUUCCAUGUGGCACUACUCCCACCCUCCCCUCCUGGAGCGCCUACGGGCCCUGGGAAGCACCAAGCAGGACUGACGAGUCCCAAAAGGAGAGCCACGCCCGCUGCCUCUCCCAAAGGGUUUCCACAUGCCUCUUCUGGCACUCUGAUGUAGUCUCCCCUAUUUUCCUCUCUGUUUCCCUAUUUUUGUUCUCCUUUAUCCUUGCCAUUAUGUUCCUUUUUUGGUACAAUUUUUUUUCCCAGUUUCAAACUUGCACAAUACCAAAAGUUUUCAGAAAUCUAGUGUGAGACUAGAUCUAUCAGCUAUGUUUAUUCUAGGUGUAAUGGAGUUAAGAAUGUCAAGCUAGCUGUGAGCUUAUGGUACAUGUUGCCAAUGGAGCUAUCGAUUUAUACAUUUUCCCGAUAGCUCAAACGGUUGGUAAGUUGCCAAGGAGAGCGAUCACGUGUGCUAGCCAGGCAUAGGUCCUGAGUUCGAGCUCAGUGCGAGCCGAAUCGGGAGCAGCCUGUACUCACUAAGCAAGCAGCGUGACGUCCGUAACAUAGGCAAACAUGAACAUGCAAUACCAUUGUGGGCAUAAAUAAUUACCUGAACAUUUUUAGUUUAAGCACUUGCCACUAGUACAGGUCACAUUGAUCAAGGAUUUCUCAUAUUUCAGCAAGGUUUACAUUUUUACUGAAGUUUUAUUUGAAUUUCAUUUACUCCCCUAAGAAUUUGUAAUUCCAAAUGUUUUCUCAUAAAACCUUGUUGUACAGUAGUGGAACUAUCCCUGGCCAGUAGGGGUGGAACUAUCCCUGGCCAGUAGGGGUGGAACUAUCCCUGGCCAGUAGGGGUGGAACUAUCCCUGGCCAGUAGGGGUGGAACUAUCCCUGGCCAGUAGGGGUGGAACUAUCCCUGGCCAGUAGGGGUGGAACUAUCCCUGGCCAGUAGGGGUGGAACUAUCCCUGGCCAGUAGGGGUGGAACUAUCCCUGGCCAGUAGGGGUGGAACUAUCCCUGGCCAGUAGGGGUGGAACUAUCCCUGGCCAGUAGGGGUGGAACUAUCCCUGGCCAGUAGGGGUGGAACUAUCCCUGGCCAGUAGGGGUGGAACUAUCCCUGGCCAGUAGGGGUGGAACUAUCCCUGGCCAGUAGGGGUGGAACUAUCCCUGGCCAGUAGGGGUGGAACUAUCCCUGGCCAGUAGGGGUGGAACUAUCCCUGGCCAGUAGGGGUGGAACUAUCCCUGGCCAGUAGGGGUGGAACUAUCCCUGGCCAGUAGGGGUGGAACUAUCCCUGGCCAGUAGGGGUGGAACUAUCCCUGGCCAGUAGGGGUGGAACUAUCCCUGGCCAGUAGGGGUGGAACUACCCCUGGCCAGUAGGGGUGGAACUACCCCUGGCCAGUAGGGGUGGAACUACCCCUGGCCAGUAGGGGUGGAACUAUCCCUGGCCAGUAGGGGUGGAACUAUCCCUGGCCAGUAGGGGUGGAACUAUCCCUAUCCAAUCCAUUUUAGGGGGGGGUUGAGAAAAAUAUCAGGAGUGUCAAUAGGAUGUACAGCGACUGGGCCAUCAAUGUAUUAUUAGUAGUAUAUCCUGCUGGUCGAUUGGCUCCAUCUACAACUGUUUAUUAUGAGAGGUGUGUGUGAACACUAGAACUUUAAAAGAUACACACCAUUUCAGAUUUAGUCAAGACUAUGCUUAAGAUGGAUCGUUGUUGAAGUUAUACAGGUAACUGCCAAAGUAAUGAAACACUUGAGGAAAUUAGGGAUACAAAGUAUAUUGAAAGCACGUGCUUCCACACUGGUGUGGUUUCUAAGUUAAUUAAGCAAUUAACAUCCCAUCAUGCUUAGGGUCAUGUAUAAAAACCAUGACAAUGCCCCCAUAGGAUGACGAUGCCCCUAUCCACAGGGCAUGAGUGGUCAAAUAAAAUUAUAUUUGACACAUGCACCGAAUACAAUAGGUGUAGACGUUACCAUGAAAUGCUUAUUUACAAGCCCUUAACCAACAAUGCAGGGUAAGAGGGGGGGACAAUGCAAAUAGUCUGGGUAGCCAUUUGAUUAGAUGUCCAGGAGUCUUAUGGCUUGGGGGUAGAAGCUGUUUAGAAGCCUCUUGGACCUAGACUUGGCGCUCCGGUACCGCUUGCCGUACUGUAACAGAGAGAACAGUCUAUGACUAGGGUGGCUGGAGUCUUUGACAAUUUUUAGGGCCUUCCUCUGACACCGCCUGGUAUAGAGGUCCUGGAUGGCAGGAAGCUUGGCCAAUCGCACAACCCUCUGUAGUGCCUUGCGGUCGGAAGCUGAGCGGUUACCAUACCAGACAGUGAUGCAAACAGUCAGGAUGCUCUCGAUGGGGCAGCUGUAGAACCUUUUGAGGAUAUUAGGACCCAUGCCAAAUAUUCUCGGUCUCCUGAGGGGGAAUAGGUUUCGCCAUGCCCUCUUCACAACUGUCUUGGUGUGCUUUGGACCAUGUUUGAUGUAAUAUGCAAACUCAGCAAAAAUAGAAGUGUCCUCUCACUGUCAACUGCGUUUAUUUUCAGCAAACUUAAAAUGUGUAAAUAUAUGUAUGAACAUAACAAGAUUUAACAACAGACAUAAACUGAACAAGUUCCACAGACAGGUGACUAACAGAAAUGGCAUAAUGUGUUCCUGAACAAAGGGAGGGGGUCAAAAUCAAAAUUAAGUCAGUAUCUGGUGUGGCCUCCAGCUGCAUUAAGUACUGCAGUGCAUCUCCUCGUGGACUGCACCGGAUUUGUCAGUUCUUGCUGUGAGAUGUUACCCCACUCUUCCACCAAGGCACCUGCAAGUUCCCGGACAUUUCUGGGGGGGAAUGGUGCAAGCCCUCACCCUCCGAUCCAACAGGUCCCAGACAUGCUAAAUGGGAUUGAGAUCCGGGCUCUUCGCUGGCCAUGGCAGAACACUGAUAUUCCUGUCUUGCAGGAUAUCAUGCACAGAAUGGGCAGUAUGGCUGGUGGCAUUGUCAAGCUGAAGGGUCAUGUCAGGAUGAGCCUGCAGGAAGGGUACUACAUGAGGGAGGAGGACGUCUUCCCUGUAACGCACAGUGUUGAGAUUGCCUGCAAUGACAACAAGCUCAGUCCGAUGAUGCUGUGACACACCGCCCCAGAACAUUUAUUUGACCUUUAUUUUACUAGGCAUGUCAGUUAAGAACAAAUUCUUAUUUUCAAUGACGGCCUAGGAACAGUGGGUUAACUGCCUUGUUCAGGGGCAGAAUGAUAGAUUUUUGCCUUGUCAGCUCGGGGAUUCGAUCUUGCAAACUUUCGGUUCCUAGUCCAACGCUUUAACCACUAGGCUACCUGCCGACCCAUGACAGACCCUCCACCUCCAAAUCGAUUCCACUCCAGAGUAUAGGCCUCGGUGUAACGCUCAUUCCUUUGACGAUAAACACGAAUCCGACCAUCACCCCUGGUGAGACAAAACCACGAUUUGUCAGUGAAGAGCACUUUUUGCCAUUCCUGUCUGGUCCAGCGACGUUGGGUUUGUGCCCAUAGGCGACGUUGUUGCCGGUGAUGUCUGGUGAGGAUCUGCCUGACAACAGGCCAACAAACCCUCAGUCCAGCCUCUCUCAGCCUAUUGCAGACCGUCUGAGCACUGAUGGAGGGAUUGUGUGUUCCUGGUGUAACUCGGGAAGAUGUUGUUGCCAUCCUGUAUCUGUCCCGCAGGUGUGAUGCUCGAAUGUACUGAUCCUGUGCAGGUGUUGUUACACGUGGUCUGUCACUGCGAGGACGAUCAGCUGUCCGUCAUGUUUCCCUGUAGCGCUGUCUUAGGUGCAUCUCACAGUAUGGACAUUGCAGUUUAUUGCCCUGGCCACAUCUGCAGUCCUCAUGUCUCCUUGCAGCAUGCCAAAGGCACGUUCACGCAGAUGAGCAGGGACCCUGGGCGUCUUUCUUUUGGUGUUUUUCAGAGUCGUAGAAAGGCCUUUUUAGUGGCCUAAGUUUUCAUAACUGUGACCUUAAUUGCCUACCGUCUGUAAGCUGUUACUCUCUUAACGACCGUUCCAAAGGUGCAUGUUCAUUGUUUAUGGUUCAUUGAACAAGCAAGUGUUUAAACCCUUUACAAUGAAGAUCUGUGAAGUUAUUUGGAUUUUUAUGAAUUACCUUUGAAAGACAGGGUCCUGAAAAAGGGACUUCUUUUUUUGCUGAGUUAAACAGCGAGUAGCAGCAGUGUAAAAAAGGGGCUCAAUGACAAUAGUCCAGGUAGCCUUUUGAUUAACUGUUCAGUAGUCGCUUAGGUGUAGAAGCUGUUAAGGAGCCUUUUGGACCUAGACUUGGCUUGAUGAGCAUGAACUAUGUAAACCAUAUGCCACGGUCGUCUGUCACCAGAUCUCAACCCAAUUGAACACUUGUGGCAGAUUCUGGAUCAGGCGCCUGAGACACCACCACCAUUGAAACACCCAAUUUAUAGAAUUUCUUGUGGAAUAAUGGUAUUGCGUCCCUCCAAUAGAGUUCCAGAUACUUGUAGAAGCUAUGCCAAAGUGAAUUUAAGCUGUUCUGGCAGCUCAUUGUAGCCCAACACCCUAUUAACUUAUGAAGACACUUUGUUGGUGUUUCCUUUUAUUUUGGCAGUUACCUGUAUUAAGGUUUGAGUGCAUGUGACUUCCCAGGGUUCUGUCACUUGUGGUGAUAGUUUUUAAGUAAUACUUGGGCCAAUGAUGGACCAAAGGAAUUUUCAAUUUAGGUUAAAUUUCCUAAUUUCUUUUUACAACACAAUUUUUCUAUUUUUUAAUGCACUUUUAAUGGUCUGAGGAUACUGUACUUGUAAAUCAUUGAAUAGCUUAAUGGCAAAGGGAGAAAAAGUGAAUACAUUUGUAAUAUAUGAAUGUGGUUUGGACUCCUGUUAAUGUUUUUUUUUUUUCUCUCUUCUGGUUCCUGUGUGUGUGAGGUGUGAUAGUGAACCCAGUUUUGACUGAGGGGGGCUACAUCAGAUGAAUCAAGUGUUUGGUUUGUUAUAGAAGGACAUACUUUUCUUGCAGCAUUGUGAAUAAAGUCCCUCACAGCA
Messenger RNA from Oncorhynchus keta (chum salmon), 6602 nucleotides. It is a transcript of the gene zmpste24, whose product is annotated as zinc metallopeptidase, STE24 homolog. Lineage: Eukaryota; Metazoa; Chordata; Actinopteri; Salmoniformes; Salmonidae. Gene Ontology annotation, molecular function: metalloendopeptidase activity. The record is from RefSeq and is a predicted model, not a curated record. Gene Ontology annotation, cellular component: endoplasmic reticulum membrane. The transcript is spliced from 10 exons. Gene Ontology annotation, biological process: CAAX-box protein processing. The coding region runs from base 314 to 1696 and encodes 460 amino acids.